AUGUCCAAGGAACCGAUUAUUUCAUCUAAUGCUUCUCAAAAAGAAAAUCCAAAUCUUCAAAUUAAAAGGCAAGAUGUAUCAACUCGAAAUGAAAGGCUAGACGCAGUUACACUUCCAGAACACAACGCACUACGCUUCGAUAAUUUAAAUUCUUUAAAUCACGAAGAUGACACAAUAUAUGUAGAUGACAGUAAUCAUGCCACAGUUCUUGAACAAGAAGAGAAAACAGAAAACACGUCAGAUGCCAAACCAUUCAAAAAAAAUCAACUUCUUGAUGACCCAAACUGGUCAUUUGACCUUCUGGAUAGAGGGGAAAUAACACUUAUUGAUAAAGAUGAGAUUAAAGAUUAUUUAAAUGAAGAACAACCCAAAAAUGAAAUCGAUGUACCACAGUAUUCUUCAUCACCUUUCCCAGACAAUACAAAUGAAGAUUUGGAGUUGAGAGAAUACUCUAAACUUUCAAAUCCGUUUUUGCUGUCAAAACUACGAAUAUCAAGAACUUCGAAUUCAUUUUAUACAUAA
Messenger RNA from Tetrapisispora phaffii CBS 4417, 522 nucleotides. RefSeq lists its product as uncharacterized. The transcript has a single exon. The coding region runs from base 1 to 522 and encodes 173 amino acids. Lineage: Eukaryota; Fungi; Ascomycota; Saccharomycetes; Saccharomycetales; Saccharomycetaceae. The record is from RefSeq and is a predicted model, not a curated record.